Sabethes cyaneus is the source of this 2441-nucleotide messenger RNA. Its product is annotated as DDB1- and CUL4-associated factor 6-like. NCBI's taxonomy places the organism in Eukaryota, Metazoa, Arthropoda, Insecta, Diptera, Culicidae. Gene Ontology annotation, cellular component: Cul4-RING E3 ubiquitin ligase complex; cytoplasm. Gene Ontology annotation, molecular function: protein binding. Gene Ontology annotation, biological process: positive regulation of transcription by RNA polymerase II. Bases 139 to 2241 code for a protein of 700 amino acids. The record is from RefSeq and is a predicted model, not a curated record. The transcript has 6 exons.
UUUGGUUACAAUAUUUAACUAACUUCGAAUAUUUACUUGAGUUUGCAAUGCUUCGUAUAGUAAAUUGAAAGGCUUGUAAAAAGCCCAUCUGUAAUUUGUAAGGUGACACAGUGAGCUGUUGUAACUAGACUAGGGGAUAUGAGGCCACGGGAUCGAAACAGCAAUAGCGUCUUCCGCACGCUCUACAACGGUGGUGCUUAUCAUGGUGACUUGUACGGGCCACGACUCGCCAGCAGCAGCAAAGACAGCGUAGAUCUCAUCCAGCGACUGGACCUGUGGAAGCUGCUAAAGGUGCACAAGGGUUGCGUCAAUACGGUAUUUUGGAGCGACGAUGGUCAACUGUUGCUGUCCGGUUCGGACGAUCAGCAUAUCGUUAUCAGCAGCCCCUUCACCGGUCGGACUCUGUUUCAGCACAAGACGACCCAUCGGGCUAACAUAUUUAGUGCUAGAUUUCUACCACAAAGUGGUAAUCGUGAAAUCGUUUCCUGCUCCGGGGACGGCAUCGUGUUGUAUACGGAACUAAAGGAUGUUGCGCUGCAGCCGGCGGAAGCACACGAGCGGAACUUGAACUAUUUCAACUGUCACAGCAAUGGAACCACUUACGAGGUCUUGACUAUACCGACGGAACCGCGCUCGUUUAUGAGCUGCGGCGAGGAUGGAACGGUUCGGUUGUUCGAUUUGCGAAAAAUGACGCGUUGCUUGAAAACGUGCUGCAAAGACAACAUUCUGAUAUUGAGUCCUUCGGCAGUUACGGCUAUGGCCUUGGCGCCGAUCACAAUGAACUAUAUUGCCGUCGGCAGUUCGGACAGUCACGUGCGGAUCUACGAUAGACGGUUCCUAAAGCUGGUAGAUUGUAAUUCUCCGGGAUCACCGACCGAACGGCACACCAUUCCGGUAAAGAUGUUCACAAAUCCCUCGAUGGAAAAACGUUCGUUCCGUGUGACCUCAAUCGCCUAUAGCCAGGAUGAGUGUGAAUUACUGGUUAACUAUUCGUCCGAUCAUUUGUACCUGUUUGAUGCAACCAAAGAUGGAAUUGAGAUAACGACAGCUCAGGCGUCCAGCAGUUCCGACAAAGGCAAGCGGUCUUCCAAGCUGCAGCAUAGCGUUGAUAGUCCACCGCCGGUGCGUCGGUUGCGUUUGCGUGGCGACUGGUCCGACACCGGGCCGGAUGCACGUCCGGCCCGUGAGAUGGCCUCCCGAGUAUUUGGGGCCGGCCAGGCUCGUCCACAACUUCAAGCUACGAUCAUGCAUCGUAUGACCGAGGUUCUGUCGCGAAUGUUGGCCGACCCCCGAACACGCAUUGGAUUGACCCAAACGAACGAACUGACGAACGAUAGGGACCUGGCGAAUGUGGUGGACGAUUUUCGCUCCUUUGCCAGCAGCGCUGUGUCUGGUACGGAACAAGACCAAGAUCAAGAACCGCAGCCGUCUACCAGUGGCACACAGCGGGAUUGUUCCCCGGAAAAUGCCGAGCAUGAUGAUGAUGAUGACGAUGACGAUGAGGAAGACGACGAAGAUGACAACGACAAAAGAAGCAAACCAAACCAAAGAAAGAAGUCUGAUAAGAAGCAGACAGACUCUUCCUAUGAAGAAGAGCUGAAAGCACUGAACGAUCUCGAACAAAAAGUUAUUAAUUACGACUAUGUUAUAAGAAAGUACGUCGGUCACAGAAAUGCGCGUACCAUGAUUAAGGAAGCCAAUUUUUGGGGCAAUAACUAUAUAAUGUCCGGCUCAGACUGUGGACAUGUAUUCACGUGGGAACGGGCCACCGGCCGGUUGGUGAUGCUAAUGGAAGCUGACCAGCACGUGGUCAACUGCGUCCAGCCGCACCCGACGCUGCCCAUCCUGGCUACGUCCGGAAUUGAUUACGACAUUAAAGUGUGGUCUCCCAUGGACGAAGAACCAAGCCGUUUCGAUCGCGAGGAAGCCAACGAUCUCAUGGAACGCAACGCCGUGAUGUUGGAGGAGACCAAAGACACCAUAACCGUGCCAGCGUCGUUUAUGAUACGAAUGUUAGCUUGCAUCCAUUCGCUACGGAAUCGGCGGAAUGCACCACCGGCCGCUGCGGCGGCAGCGGAUGAUUCCGCACGGGAUGGCGACGGUAAUGGCGAUAACAAUGACAACAACAACAACAGUAGUAGUGGUGGUGGGGACCCAAACGGCCCAAGCAACGGCGGAGGAGAUGCGGCAAAUAACGAAACCAGCUCAUCGGAUGGCGGGAAUUCGGAACACUUCCUAUAAGGAGGGUUGCGAGCAGCGAGCUUUUGGCGAACGGGAAACGAUGUAUUACGCACGCACGCAGACAUACGCUUUGAGAGCCUCUAACUUUGAAACUUUGCCUCGCCCUCCUCGCAAUUCCGUGUAAAAGAGAUUCACCAACUAAUUCGUUUAUAUCGAAGUUUUUGAAUUAACAACUCGGUCGGCUGCGUAGACAAGCAUGA